GAGGUCUCUGAGCUGUUAGAUAACACUAAUAUAGUACAAACUCUGCCUUGUAUUCAGCAGCUCUGAUCUACAAAAAAAUGACUAUACAAAAUGUUAUAGACUUUCAAUUAAUUAUCUUUCUCUUAUAUUUAUGCCAUGGAGAAGCUGGGAAAUCAUGUCCAUAUGCAGCUUGCAGUGAGGAAGGUCCUUCCGUCCGUUUUCCUUUUUGGCUUAAAGAUCGACAGCCAGAGAGUUGUGGUUACCCAGGGUUUGCAUUAUCCUGCUCUAAGAGGAAUGAAACACUGAUUGAAAUUCCAUAUUCAGGGCAAUUUGUCGUGGCUGAUAUUGAUUACGAGUACCAAAAUAUUUACAUCAGUGACCCCAAGGGUUGCAUGGCGAGAAGGCUUAUGACCUUGAACGUCACAAGUAGUCCUUUCAUGAUUUCCGGGGCUCUUCAUUUCAUUCUGCUCAACUGCUCGUCAAUAACUGGAAGACCAGAACUACUACCGUUAGAUUGUCUCAGCAGUUCCAAUCAUCUUGUUUAUGCUGUCAAUGCUUCAACUUACAUGAGUCUAGAUCUUCUCUCUUCUUGCCACUUCACUGCCGAUGUUACCUCAUCUUUAAAUUUUUCUCACAAAGCUUUCAUGCCUUCGUUUUAUGAUUUGACACUUGGGUGGGAAAUUGCGGGGUGCGAUAUUGGUUGCCGAGUAAGAGGAGGAGAAUGUCGAUUGAAGGGCAAUAAUAGUUUAGAAGUCGAAUGUUCCAUUGAACAUCUUCCUGCAUACAAAAGUUCUCCAAGUGAAGCAUGGAAUAUGAUCAUAAGAGUAAGCAUCGGGAUUCUUAUUAUACCGCUCCCGGUCACAUUAACUAUCUUGUACUUGAUCAGAUCAAGAAGAUCACAGGCAGAUGUUCAAAAAAUGACAAAUGAAUUCAGGAAGAAGCUAGGCCAAGGAGGCUAUGGAAGCGUAUUCAAGGGUGAGCUUGAAAAUGGAGUGCCGGUAGCUGUGAAACUACUCGACAACUCCAAGGGCAAUGGAGAAGAUUUCACUAAUGAAAUAAGCAUAAUUGGGAGGAUUCAUCAUGUCAAUGUGGUUCGAUUGUUUGGUUAUUCUGCAGAUGAGUCUGAACAAGCUCUUGUCUACGAGUUCAUGCCAAACAAAUCGCUAGAUAAAUUCAUUUUUCCAGCGAAUUCAAAUAGACCGGAGCUGAGUUGGGGAAAGCUUCAACAGAUUGCCAUUGGUGUGGCCAAGGGAAUAGAGUAUCUUCACCAGGGAUGUAACCAAAGAAUCUUGCAUUUCGACAUCAAGCCACAAAAUAUCCUGUUAGACAUCGACUUCAAUCCUAAGAUAUCAGAUUUUGGCUUAGCAAAGCUUUUUCCGAAGAAAGAAAGUGUAGUGUCCAUAACUGCUGUGAGAGGAACCACGGGUUACAUUGCACCAGAGGUCUAUUUCUCUGGGAACAUUGGGAAUGUAUCAUAUAAAACAGAUGUUUACAGUUAUGGAAUGUUGUUAUUUGAAAUGGUUGGAAGUAAGAGAAACAAGGAUCUUACAGUGGGAAACACAAGCCAAGUUUACUUUCCUCAGUGGGUUUACAAUCGCCUCGCAAAUGGGGAGGAUUUGGGAAUUAAAGAGGAAAAAGAAGGAGAUGCUGACAUUGCGAAGAAGUUGUCAGUUGUGGCGAUUUGGUGUGUACAGUGGGAUCCGAGUAAUCGUCCUUCGAUGAGCACUGUAAUUCAGAUGUUGGAAGGAAGAACACGAAGCUUACCCCUGCCACCUGAUCCUUUUGCUUCCCUCAGCUUGGAAGAAAGUGACUUGAAUGUCCUAUAAGCAGGCCAAUCUUGGUCAGAAUG
Theobroma cacao (cacao) is the source of this 1828-nucleotide messenger RNA. RefSeq names its product rust resistance kinase Lr10-like. NCBI's taxonomy places the organism in Eukaryota, Viridiplantae, Streptophyta, Magnoliopsida, Malvales, Malvaceae. Gene Ontology annotation, biological process: protein phosphorylation. The record is from RefSeq and is a predicted model, not a curated record. Gene Ontology annotation, molecular function: polysaccharide binding; ATP binding; protein kinase activity.